AUGGAUUUGGAGGGUCGUAUCAAAGCGUACAAAUUUGUGGCUUAUUCAGCCGUAACAUUCUCAGCAGUUGCCGUAUUGUCCGUAUGUAUCACACUGCCAAUGGUCUACAACUACGUGCAUCAAGUGCGUCGGACGAUGAAUAAUGAAAUCAACUUUUGUAAGGGCUCAGCGAAGGAUAUUUGGGCCGAAGUUGGUUACCUCAAGAAGAUUCCACUGAAUGCCAACAACAGGACACGUCGUCAGGCUGGUUACGACGCAGGUGUAGAAUCGGCUGGUUCAUCACAAGGUGCAUCGUCAUGCAGUGAAUGUUGCUUACCUGGCCCACCCGGUCCCAAGGGUCCACCUGGAAAACCAGGAAGACCCGGAAAACCUGGUGCACCAGGUAUGCCUGGUAACCCAGGUAGACCACCAAGCCAACCUUGUGAACCAAUCACACCACCACCAUGCAAGCCAUGCCCACAGGGACCACCCGGUCCACCAGGUCCACCAGGUCCACCCGGAGAUGUGGGACCAGACGGACCACCAGGUAAUCCCGGUAUGGACGGAGCACCAGGAGAACCUGGCCCCAAAGGACCACCUGGCCCACCUGGUGAGCCUGGACCAAUGGGACCGCCCGGUGAACCAGGACCCGAUGCACCUAAUGAACCACUCGUACCCGGCGAACCCGGAGAGCCUGGCGACGCAGGACCACCAGGACCACCCGGGCCGCCUGGAGCACCUGGCGCUGAUGGUAUUCCGGGUCCUCCUGGACCGAAGGGACCGAAUGGACCAGACGGUGCACCUGGACCGGAUGGACAACCUGGACCACCAGGGCCACCAGGACCAGCAGGUGCUCAAGGCGAGAAAGGUAUCUGUCCGAAGUACUGCGCCAUUGACGGUGGUGUCUUCUUCGAGGAUGGAACUCGUCAACAUCACUUGGAUUUUCGACGUCUUAUAUUCGUUUCGUUCACAUCGCACACUCCAGUGAUCAUGGAUCUGGAGAGUCGUAUUAAGGCGUAUCGUUUUGUCGCAUAUUCGGCUGUCAUCUUCUCGGCUGUGGCCGUACUUUCGGUAUGCGUUACUCUGCCGAUGGUCUACAACUAUGUGCAUCAUAUUCGACGACAGAUGAGUAAUGAAAUCAACUUUUGCAAGGGAUCAGCAAAGGAUAUUUGGAGUGAAGUGGAUCAUCUGAAACAAAUGCCACUACCCAAGAACCGUACGGCCCGUCAAGCCAACGGAUGCGAAGCUUGCUGUCUCCCAGGUCCACCAGGUCCCAAGGGUCCACCUGGCAAGCCAGGCAGACCAGGAAAACCAGGAGCACCAGGUCUUCCAGGUAACCCAGGAAGACCACCAAGCCAACCAUGUGAGCCGGUCACACCACCACCAUGCAAACCAUGCCCACCAGGACCACCAGGCCCACCAGGACCUCCUGGACCACCUGGAGAGCCUGGACCAGAUGGACCACCUGGAAAUCCUGGACAAGAUGGCGCACCAGGCGAACCUGGGCCACAAGGACCGCCCGGCCCACCAGGACCACCGGGACCACCAGGACCACCUGGAGAACCUGGACCAGAUGCACCAGACGAGCCACUAACUCCUGGAGAACCUGGAGAACCCGGAGACCCUGGACCACCUGGACCACCCGGACCACCAGGAUUACCCGGUAAAGAUGGACUACCAGGUCCACCAGGACCACAAGGACCACCUGGCCCCGAUGGAGCGCCAGGUCCAGAUGGACAACCUGGGCCCCCUGGACCGCCAGGCGAACCGGGAGCACAAGGCGAACGGGGCAUCUGCCCGAAAUAUUGCGCAAUCGAUGGUGGUGUUUUCUUCGAGGAUGGUACCCGUCGUUAG
This is a messenger RNA of Anisakis simplex (herring worm), 1833 nucleotides long. The record is from the annotation of a GenBank genome assembly. Lineage: Eukaryota; Metazoa; Nematoda; Chromadorea; Rhabditida; Anisakidae.